AUGCCUAAAGAUCAGAGAGGUGUAAUUAGAUCACGUUCUGAACCGGCUUUGAACCCUAAUCGACUCAGAGACAAAUCUUUGGCUCCUGCUACGUCACUUGCUGCCAAUCCCGAUGAUACUGAUACAUUCUAUGAUCAGGCGGAAUCAGCUGAUACAAGUUGCAAAGAUUCAGAUGUUAGAUGCUAUGGUGAUGAAGAUGCAUCUUGGAUAUCAUGGUUCUGCAAUCAGAAAGGGAAUGAAUUCUUCUGUGAAGUCGACGAUGAUUACAUCCUCGAUGAUUUCAACCGUUCAGGUUUAAGAAACCACGUACCAUUCUAUGAUUAUGCACUGGAUUUAAUGUUGGACAUUGAGUCUUCCAAUGAUGGCUUAACUGAUGAGGAACAGAACAAUCUGAUCGAAUCCGCGACGGAGAUGCUCUACGGUUUAAUUCAUGCCAGAUACAUAGCAACUAACAAGGGAUUGUCUGCAAUGUUGGAGAAGUACAGGAACUAUGAUUUUGGCAGAUGUCCAAGAGUGAACUGCAGUAAACAACGUUGUCUGCCUGUUGGUGAGUCAGACAUCCCAAGAUUAAGCACUGUAAAAAUCUAUUGUCCCAAGUGUGAAGACAUUUAUUCCCCACAAUCCAGACACCAAGAAGAAAUUGAUGGAGCAUACUUUGGAACCACAUUUCCUCAUCUUUUCUUCUUGACCUACGGGCAUCUUAAGCCGCAGAAGGCGAUUCAGAACAAUGUUCCAAGAAUAUACGGCUUCAAAGUCCGCAACGAACAAUGA
This is a messenger RNA of Pyrus x bretschneideri (Chinese white pear), 771 nucleotides long. RefSeq names its product putative casein kinase II subunit beta-4. The transcript has 5 exons. Bases 1 to 771 code for a protein of 256 amino acids. NCBI's taxonomy places the organism in Eukaryota, Viridiplantae, Streptophyta, Magnoliopsida, Rosales, Rosaceae. Gene Ontology annotation, cellular component: protein kinase CK2 complex; cytoplasm. Gene Ontology annotation, molecular function: protein kinase regulator activity. The record is from RefSeq and is a predicted model, not a curated record.